CUGUUGUCCGCCGAGCAGUGAGCGGUCUAGCUCUAUAUAUACGUCAUUGGUCGGCGGCGUCGUCACUUGGCGGCCAUCUUAGGACAGGGGACUGCUCUGGCGCACUGUACUGUAGUCAAUGCAGGUCUGGAAUGUCACAUGGGCCGCACGUUGAAACGUAUGACGCAACACGUUCCGCGUAAUGACAUAUCAGUGACGCAGUGAAAACAGGGCGCCAUGCUGCUGGCGGUGAGUUUAAAGAGUCUCGGUGGGAGAGCAGUGCUGGAAUCAGGUUGUUGCUACAUGUGUAGUAUCACAGUGUUUGUUCUGAAGCAGAGAAGAUGCCAAAUGACAGCAUGCCACUGCAGGAUCUGCCCUGCCUCAGUCUUCAGGGCUCCAUGUUGUUUCAGUACAACAGGACCAGCAAACGCAAGUCCAGAGCCUUCCUCACUGAGGGCCUGGAUACCGAGUGCACUCCAACAGAGCUCAUCCAGCAGUGGUCACCACCACACAAGCACCAGCGGCUCAUCGCCAAGGGAAAAGAGAAUGAUGACAACCAGUUUGUCCUGGCCAGGAGAUCAAGGAGGAGGAAGGAACCCACAGCAGGGAUUUUAUGGGACAGCCUACCAGAUGAGCUACUCCUGAGGAUCUUCUCCUGCCUUCAUCUGCAGGACCUCCUCAGAAUAUCUGUAGUUUGCCAACGCUGGCAUCGUUUGGUGUUUGAUGAGUCUCUGUGGUACAGUGUGGAUCUGGCGGGGUUGACCCACAUGGGCCCAGCUCUACAGCAGGUGCUGAAGACUGGAGUCCGCAGGCUACGCUGCCCUCGCGCCUUUGUGGAAGAGCUUCACUUCACAGCCACAGACCCUCUGCAGAUAGUUCAGAUGGAUCUGUCCAGCUCCAUCAUCCCCACUACUGCUCUGGAGAGCAUCAUCUGUCACUGCAGACUGCUGGAGUAUCUGAGCCUGGAGGGUCUGCAGCUGUCAGACAACAUUAUCUGCUCUCUGGCCAAAAACCCCAACCUGCUGCAGCUCAACCUGAGCGGCUGCUCUGCCUUCACGGCUCCAGUUGUGGCAGACAUGCUGAAAUCCUGCUCCAGUAUAGAGCAGCUGAACAUAUCAUGGUGCAGCUUUAACAAUGACCAUGUGAAGAGUGUUGCAAAUAAUCUUAGUCCCAGUGUUACCCACCUCAACCUCAGCGGCUACAGAGAGAGCCUCACUCUUGAUGAUGUGAAGGUGCUGGUGGAGAGGUGCCCCCACAUUGAAACUCUAGACUUGAGUGACAGCACUCUGCUGAUGGCUGACGUCUUCCCUGUCCUCAAACAACUCAAGUGUCUGCGGCAUCUGUCCCUGAGUCGCUGCUAUCACAUUCACCUUGCUGCUCUCACUGACCUGGGUAAACUGUUCCCUGCGCUGGGCCUGCUGGACGUGUUUGGCCUCGUACAGGACAGCCACCUGCCCUCACUGAAGAAGGAGAUGCCUCAUGUCAGCAUCAACUCACGGUUGUUCUCUAGCGUUGCCCGGCCUAUGCCUGCCAGCAGAGUGGUCAGCUCCUCUAGCGAGCACACCAUGUGGAACAGGCAGUGUCGGCUGAGGUUCAGAUUGUAACCAGAACCACUACACCUCCCUUGUGUUUUUAAGCUGAGGUAGUUUCUGUUGCCAAGCGUUGGGUUCUGCAGUAUUCAGACACGCACAGGUAUUCUCACCUGGUGUGCAGUAAUGGAGCCAUGUCUCAGUGUUUAUUGGUGCUACAGGUGAUGCUUUUAGUCUUGCUGGCAUUUACAGUACUCGAGGCCACUUGGUGGACUAGGCCUUUAAGUACUGAUCAUGCAAGCUUGUAGAGAAAUGCAAUCCUUUUUAUUUAGGAAAGUCAGUUCUGCAUGUUGAGUCCAGCCCUUGCUGGAUGUGUUAAGAUAAACUUUGAAUGAAUCUUUGAAUUCUUUUAGGUUCUAAUAAUGUGUUAAUUUAAAAUAUUUUGUAUGGGGAACAUGGUUUAAAAGACUCAGAUGAAACAAUGUUAGAAGUAUUGACAUUUUAAUAGUAUGGUUGUAAAAUGUUCUGUUCUCAGCUGUAAUAAUGAGAGGACAGUUGAUUUUAAUCAGUGAACAAAUGUUACUGUAAAAUGAUGUGUAAAUCUUGAAUCUCUGUGGAUCUUGUUAUACCACAUGUUGCUAAAGAGACACUAUUUUUGUAUGCAGGCUUACACAUGUGUUCACCACUGUAAUACCUGGAUUGAGUUGCUGGUAUACAUUUCACUUCUGUCCAGCUGGAAUUAGGUCAGUGUACAUGUGUUAUUUUUGCCAUUUUAUUUUAAUGUCAGGCCCACUGAACUUUAUUGAAGUUUUAACUGUUCCCCUUUGAGCCUAAACAUUAAACUGCUGAAAACAG
This is a messenger RNA of Acanthochromis polyacanthus (spiny chromis), 2363 nucleotides long. RefSeq names its product S-phase kinase-associated protein 2, E3 ubiquitin protein ligase (gene skp2). The record is from RefSeq and is a predicted model, not a curated record. Lineage: Eukaryota; Metazoa; Chordata; Actinopteri; Pomacentridae. The transcript has 11 exons. Bases 321 to 1583 code for a protein of 420 amino acids. Gene Ontology annotation, molecular function: protein binding.